Messenger RNA from Neurospora tetraspora, 1233 nucleotides. RefSeq lists its product as uncharacterized. The record is from RefSeq and is a predicted model, not a curated record. Bases 1 to 1233 code for a protein of 410 amino acids. Gene Ontology annotation, cellular component: nucleolus. Lineage: Eukaryota; Fungi; Ascomycota; Sordariomycetes; Sordariales; Sordariaceae. Gene Ontology annotation, biological process: maturation of SSU-rRNA from tricistronic rRNA transcript (SSU-rRNA, 5.8S rRNA, LSU-rRNA). The transcript is spliced from 2 exons.
AUGCCGUCAGCCACACUACUAGGAAAGCGGAAAAGCGUAACUGCUCAGCCCGAGGCGAAGAAGAAAAAGAGAGUUGCGGAGGACGAGGUCGUCAAGAGGAUCAAGCAGAAAACCGCCAAGAAGAAGGAGGAGAAACCAGUGAAGGAGGGAAAGGAGGACACAAAAGAGAAGAAGGAGAAAGAGGAGGAGGAACAGGAUAUCAGCGACGCACUUUCCAUUUUCCAGCGCGCUUUCGAGGCUCGGUUUAAGCCAAUUGCUCCUGCUCCUGGUACUACCACCACCACCACCAAGACAAAGGCCGAGAAAUCAAAGUCGACCAAGAAGAAGGCAAGGAAAGCCCAGGGAGAUGAGGACGGCGAUGAAAAAGAUUUCGACGAGGACCAAAUACUUGACGACGAUGAUGCGGUAGAUUCGGGCUCGGAAGACGACUUCUCCGGCGAAGAGGACGAGGAGGAUUACAGUGGCAGCGACAAUGAAGAGGAGGAGGAUGAAGAGGAAGAGGAGGCUCCCAAGGUGAUGGUAGUGGAUUACUCCAAGGACCCGUCAAAGGUGGAUACGUCAAAGAUGUCGAAGAAGGAGCUCAAGGCUUAUUUGUCCUCCAAACCCCCCAACGCCAUCCUCUCCUCCUCCGACUCCCAAACAAACGGCACCAAGUCCAAAAAGGACAAGGACGGCGCCGACGGCGACGACAGCGCCGCCUUCCUCGCCAACGACCUCGCCCUGCAGCGCCUCAUCGCCGAGUCGCACAUCCUCUCCGCCGCCGGCGGCAACGCCUCGCACUACCUGUCCAGCGCGGCCGCCGAAACCGAAAAGAACACGCGCGCCUUCGCCGAGGGCCGCAUCCGCAAGAAGACGACGGACAUGCGCAUGCAAGCGCUUGGUGCCAAGGGCAGCGUCCUGGAACAAGAAAAAAUGCCCAUGAACAUGCGCAAGGGCAUCAAUAAGGCGGCGGAGACGUACGAGCAGAAGAGGAGGAGGGAGGCGAGGGAGAAUGGUAUCAUUCUUGAGAAGGCCUCCGGCAAGGGCAAGGGGGGGAAGACGGGUGGUAACGGUGGUGGUGGUGGUGGUGGGAAGAAGAGGAGUGGGGAUAGGCCGGUGGAUAUGCCUGGUAUUGGAAAGAUGAGGGGCGCGCAGUUGACGAUCAGUAAGAGGGAUAUUAGGAGUAUGGAGAACUCGGGGCCUGCUGGGAGGGGAGGAAGGGGUGCUAAGGGCGGGCAUAGGAAGAGGAGGUGA